UUGCAAUCGAAACCAGUCCGCCGACACGGGCGUGUUACCUCCGCGGCGUUUAAAAAAAUUCAAAUCGCGCGCGCAGCCAUGGAAAAAGCCCAGCCGACAGUCUCCUGUCUUCCUCACAACGCGAAAAUGUCGAAGGCGAAGAAAGUCCUGGAGGAAGCGAGAGAGAUCCAGAAUCCCGAGCUGGACCUCUUCGACAAAGGCGUGGCCACGUUCGAGGAAAUGCCCGGAUUACUGAACAUGACCUACGUUACCAGACUGACGUUGAGCCACAACAAAUUGAAAACUGUCCCACCGGGCUUGGCGAAUUUAACAAACUUGGAGAUACUCAAUUUAGCCAAUAAUCAAAUAGAAGAACUACCUCUUUCUUUAUCGUCGAUGCCGAGGUUGAGAAUAUUGAAUUUAUCAAUCAACCGACUGUACAAUCUUCCAAGAGGGUUUGGAGCUUUUCCGGUCCUAGAAAUCCUGGACCUGACCUACAAUAACCUCAAGGAAGACUCUUUACCGGGAAAUUUCUUUAUGAUGGAAACAUUAAGAGCAUUAUAUUUGGGUGAUAAUGAUUUCGAAACGCUGCCGCCGGAAAUAAAAAACCUCAAAAAUUUGGAAAUUUUAGGUUUAAGAGAAAAUGACCUUGUCGAAUUGCCAAGAGAGAUUGGCGAAUUGACCAGACUCAGAGAACUGCAUGUUCAAGGCAACCGUUUGACAAUUUUACCCCCUGAGCUGGGCAACUUGGACAUGUCCUCCAAUAAAGCGGCGUUCAGAUUUGAGGGCAAUGAAUGGGUUCAACCCAUAGCGGACCAGCUACAGCUGGGUAUUAACCAUCUCCAGGACUAUUUAAGAAGCGAAACUUACCGAAUUCUUUAUAACAGAUACUUGACCAACAAACCACCUAUACCACCUCCAUGUGUGGACAAAGCUAAGAAGAUUUCGAGAAUCCGUUAGGGGUAAGAGACAUCCCUAAAAUGCAAAAUGUGCCUUAAAAAUUGGUGCCAUUUAAUAAGAGGUGCAAUCUUUUUUACUUUCUAUUAUUAGUUACUUAUUGUUAACAAUUAACCCUAUUAAAUUUUAAAAAAUAUUUUUAUAUAAUUUUAAAGCUAAAUUCAUAAUUCUUUAAUUAAAAAAAAAAACGUUUAUUAAAGAUGUGCCUACUUACAUUCUGUAAAGACAGUAGUUCAAAUGUUAAAUGUAUUAAGAUGGUGAAGAAGUGUAUGUUAAUUAUAUUAUUUUUUGUAUUGUAAUUUAUUAAAAGCAAA
This is a messenger RNA of Cylas formicarius (sweet potato weevil), 1250 nucleotides long. RefSeq names its product ras suppressor protein 1 (gene ics). The record is from RefSeq and is a predicted model, not a curated record. The transcript is spliced from 7 exons. The coding region runs from base 79 to 939 and encodes 286 amino acids. Gene Ontology annotation, molecular function: protein binding. Lineage: Eukaryota; Metazoa; Arthropoda; Insecta; Coleoptera; Brentidae.